AAUAUCUCGAAGACGCGAAAAUCAUAACGGGGGGCGCGUCUUCUCAUAUUUGGCGCGUGUGACAUGCUUGAAUGCAUCAAUUAGGAACGAAUGAAAAAGUAAGAAUCGGGGCGAGAAGCUGUGUCUGAGAUUUGAACGCCAGAAGGGAAAGUAUGUUGGUUGACCACUUCGGCGCUUCCCGUCUCCUGUCAAGCUGGGAAAAAGAUCCUCGUUAAGCGUUCGACCCUUUAUGGAGAACUAUGUAAAGCUCGAGAGGGUUGGAGAGGGGACGUACGGAGUCAUAUACAAAGCUAGAGAUGCCAAUACCGGCAAGAUUGUUGCACUCAAGAAAAUUCGGUUGGAGGAAGAGGAUGAGGGCGUACCCAGCACUGCAAUCCGAGAGAUAUCGUGGCUGAAAGAGCUUGACGAUGACAAUAUCGUUCGGCUGCUGAGCAUUGUUCAUUCCGAUACAAAACUCUAUCUUGUUUUUGAGUUUCUUGACCUGGACUUGAAGCGGUACAUGAAUGCCUUCACAAAACAAAAUGAGACGCUUGAACUCUCCACCGUUAAGCCCCAAAAUCUUCUUAUUGAUGCGGAGGGGAACUUGAAACUGGCGGACUUCGGGUUGGCGCAAACAUUCGGCAUCCCGCUAGCGAGAUAUCCGCGUGAGGCUGUUACAUUAUGGUACCGUGCCCCCGAGGUUCUUCUUGGCUCGAGGCAUCGUUCAACAGCAAUCGACAUGUGGUCUGUAGGCUGCAUCAUGGCCGAGAUGGUCAUGUCAGGCACUCCACUGUUCCCAGGAGAUUCGGAGAUUGACCAAAUCUUCAAGAUUUUCAAGAUUCUUGGGACGCCUCAUGAGACAACGUGGCCUGGAGUUUCUCAGCUGCCCGAUUUCAAGCCAACAUUCCCUCAGUGGACUGGGACGGGUUUGGGUGAAGCUGUUCACGAGAUAGAUCGUGUUGGGGCUGACUUACUGCAUUCAUUCCUCGUGUAUGAUACUGCGAGCCGCGUGUCUGCUAAACGAGCGCAGAAGCACCCCUGGUUUGGUAACAUGGAAUUAUAGCUCGCCAAUGGUACCAGCAACAGUUUACAGGAAUGACUACUGCUUUGACGAUGUGUGUUUCCGCCUACAUUUUCCUGUAGUGACCAGUGUCAAUCCGUCCGUAUCUCCCAUUGUUUGUGCUAUUCCACCUUCCUUCACCAACGAUUAUCGAUUCUCUAUUUGUCUAUCAUACUA
Molecule: messenger RNA, 1216 nt
Organism: Cantharellus anzutake
Lineage: Eukaryota; Fungi; Basidiomycota; Agaricomycetes; Cantharellales; Hydnaceae
Product: Pkinase-domain-containing protein
Exons: 9
Coding region: 230-1042 (270 amino acids)
Biological process (GO): G1/S transition of mitotic cell cycle; protein phosphorylation; regulation of G2/M transition of mitotic cell cycle
Cellular component (GO): cyclin-dependent protein kinase holoenzyme complex; nucleus; cytoplasm
Molecular function (GO): ATP binding; cyclin binding; cyclin-dependent protein serine/threonine kinase activity
Source: RefSeq, a predicted model, not a curated record